Messenger RNA from Guillardia theta CCMP2712, 5805 nucleotides. RefSeq lists its product as hypothetical. The transcript is spliced from 5 exons. Gene Ontology annotation, cellular component: site of polarized growth; cell cortex. Bases 1 to 5805 code for a protein of 1934 amino acids. Gene Ontology annotation, biological process: cell morphogenesis. The record is from RefSeq and is a predicted model, not a curated record. NCBI's taxonomy places the organism in Eukaryota, Cryptophyceae, Pyrenomonadales, Geminigeraceae.
AUGGCUAACAGUACACAAGAUUCACUCACUGUACUGGAAAGAAGGAUUGUUGAUGGUUUCAUUGAAAUCGCCGAAGAGAAAAUUUUCUCUGCAGCGGGAUUGAAGGUUCCGGCGCGAAAUGAAGACAUCCAUCUUGCAUUCGACAGGUGUUUGCAUAACUUAAACACUUUGGCGAAGAAAAAGCUUCAGCUUGUCGUUUCUUUGCUGCAGAGGUGGAAGAGAUCACUGUUUGAUGCAGUCCGAACGACUGUGGAUGAUGGGCUCUUCAAAGCACAUCUGCAGACGAUUCAUGAGAAGAAAGACGUCGAACAUCUUAGUAAGAUCAAAAGCAUUCUAGAAUCGUCGGGCUCAAACCGCGAUGUUGCUGAGAUCGAAAGUUUUGGAGAAGGUCUGAUGGUGGAUGUGUUUGCAACCAUCAUGGAAUCCUUUGAUGGAAGGAACCUUGACUCCCAGUUGAUCGACGAGAUCACAGAUCAGAUCGUAGCCCGUUGUCAAAGGUUGGAGUCCGAGCAUGACAAUGAGGUCAAAGUCCUCUCGAUGAUCUGCUGCUUUCGUCUGCAGUCGUUCGUCUCCAAACUUCGGUCGGCGAUCCUCAACCUGCAAUCAUCAGAGAAGGCUGAAGGUGUUGAUGCGAUGUUUACCCUUGCUUUGAUCAACCUGACCACCACACUGACAGGCAUGCGACUGGUCAGUCUCUUCAGAUCAGUCUCCUUCAACUUCUGCAGCGAAGAGAAUGUUGUGGAGUCAGUCCAUGCACUGAAAGUGAUGACAGAGCUCUGCAAGAGCAAAAGCAUCAAGUUCAAGAAGACGGAAUUCCGUCAAGACCUACUAGCUAUCCUUUCAACUUGUCUUAAAGACUUUGCAAGCAGCCAGGAAAAGUUGAGUUUGAACAACAAGGCGUGGGGCUCAGCUAUUGAGGAGCUGUGGAGUCGUUGUGCUGUGAUGAAGGAUAAGAACAAGUACACUCUCAGCGCUGUUCCUCUCAUGGCUGCCCUCCUCCCAGCCCUUCCGGCCGACAAGUUUGACAAAAGAGCGUCGGAGUUGUUGACAAAGGACAUUUUCGAUGUGAUCUGCUCGUCAAAGACCGCAGGAACAUUCGGCAAAGUGUUUGGGAAGGGGAGCAGCAGUUGCGAGAUGAAGUUGAUGGCCCUUGAAAGCCUCUGGACAGUCCUGUCUGCAUGCUCAGGUUGCGAGAGAAGUAAAAUCCCGCAAUCAUGUCAGGCUCUGCACAAGAUCAAGGAAAACCUGCCAAACAUCUCCAAGGGCAAUACUUCUAUCGCAGUUAUGCAAGCGACCGCAGAUCUGAUCACCCUCUUUGGAAACGACAUGUCAUACGCGAACGAGUUGAAGAUGUCCCAGUUGACUGCAGAGCAGAACAAGAUCCUGUCCUUCAUUGGUUGCGAUUGGACCUUCGAGGUUGUAACUUCGUUCCUCAAAGGAGAUUUCGACCAGAGGCUUGUCGGAGUGUUUGCGAUGCAGAGGAUAUGCGUCAUGCUGAGCCCUGUGGCAAAGGAGGAGGAGGGAACGAAACUCUACGAGUGGAGGAGCAGAUGGCAACUUUUCUCUUCUCCUCUUCAGAAUUCCUUCACGGAUGUUCUGAGGGAGUUGGACCUUCAGGUCGGGUCGAUCUCGGUAUUCCCACUCCAGCACAAGACGAAGAAGACGAGCUCGCACAGCAGCUCCUCCAGCAAACCUCUGGCAAGCAAGGGCGUCAUAGCAGCCCUCUCUUGCGUUCCCUUCAUGGAGCCAGCAAUGGAGGAGGAGGAGCUGAUUGCCCUGCUGACAAGACUAUCGGCGAACGAGUCCCCCACCAUCCGGUCGCAUGCUCUCUCCGCCAUGGCGCGCUUGCUCCUCUCCUCGCUCUUCGAGACUCUGCAGGGAGAAGAUGACGUCAGCAGGGCUGCGAGGAGGAUGAAGAGGCUGUUAGAGUCGCUCGCAUCCUCUUGCCUCGAGCUUUUCUUCUGCGUGCAUGCUAUCUUCGAGGAGCGGCUGAGCGACGUCAUGGUGAUGCUGAUGCAUGUCAACGAGUUUGCGGGGGUUUCGAGCCUGUCGGCCAGCUGGGAAGAAGACUCUCUGGUGGACGAUCUUGUGGACAUGCUGGAGGCGCUUGGGGUGGUUGCGCUCGCUCAUCGCUCGUCUGACGUGCGACGCCUGGGCAUGAAGGUGAUGUGGAUGACAAGGAGUCUCUUCGGAGGGAGGAGGAGGCAAGACAGCGCGAUCAACUGCUUGAUGACUUGCUUCCAAGAGGGAAGAAACUUCAGGCUGAAACUGAAGAGCAUCACAGACCUGAGCAGGUACGCGGAGGAGGAGCAUGAGAAGGGACGUGAGGACGAAAUUCUCCGAUGUCUGGACGCCUUCAGCCAGGACGAGAGCUUGCUCGAGAUGUUCGCGUGGAGUGACAUGAUGUGCGAGGCCGCGUCGUCGCUCUCUUGCAGGAAGAAGCUGUUUGCGCGUUAUGUGGGAGAAGUUUGUACCCGGAGGUUCUUCGAGCUGAGCAAGGAGUACGAGACAAAGAAGAGCGGAGAUGAGAUCCCGCGGGGCUUCUGGAGGGAAUGGAUGUGUUGCGCAGUCAUGGCUAUCGCAGGCGGUGAAGGAGGAGGAGCUUGGAGUCAGUUUCGCCUGUUCGAUCACAAGGGAGCACACAAGAAGCAUGAUGUCAUUGUGCAGCUGGCGGCUCAUCUCAAGGAUCCUCUCGACGAUCAAGCUUCCUACAUGUUCGAGUUUGUGCUGGGGAAGUCCUCGGGUAUGGAGGAGGUGGCGGCAGCGACCCUGUCAAACAUCAAGGUGAUCGACGAGCCCAAAAUGAAAAAGAAGGCAAAAACUUCAGUCAUCCUCCUCCGCCGCCUGCGCCUCUACUCCUCUCUUGCUGCCCAGAUGCUUCGUUUCCCUCUCACCCAAGAUGCCAAGCAGCAGGCAGAGAGGCUCCUCCUCGUCGUCCAGGACGCCGUUGGCUACCUCGCAACAGCAUCAGAGGAGAAGCGAAUGGUCCUGCUGCUUCCCCUCUGUAAGUUCGUCGUCUUUGCGGCUCCUCUACUCGAUCUUCACGCGUCUCCUUCUGCAUGGUCCCCCGAGCUGAGAAGAAAACUCUUCGACUACCUUUGCAUGCUGGAUCCCAGCAAGACCCAGGAAGGUGCCAGGACUCACCUUCCUCACCUGUUUGACUUCUCAGGUGGUGACGUCAUCGUCCUCCCGAAGCUCUGGGCUCUCUCCUCCCUGCUAGCUGGGCCCUCCUUCGAGCUCUCGGAAGACAGCGAGAGGGAGCUGUGCUCAAGAAGACGGGAAGGGGAGCAGGAGGAGGCCGGAGGGACGAAGCGAUGGAUCAACGACAGCCUGUGCCAUGCUGCCCUCCUGCAGCAGCAGUGCGGCAAGCUCGCCCUUCACCAUCAUCUCCUUGGGGACCCUACAGGGAAGCAGUGGAGUAUUCAAUGCGUCCACCUGUCCUCCAGCUGGCUGUCCAGCUGUCACUUUGACGUGCUUGCCUCCUCGAUCUUAGCUGGGAAGGUGAGCCUGCCGGAGGAGGAGAUCAUAGUCUCCUUCAUCCUCAUGAUCGGCGACGAGCGCGAGGAGACCCGGAGACACGCGGCCGAGCUGCUGGCGCGGACGUGCGAGCAGCUGGACCCGCUGGCGAGGAUGACGUGGACAUCGCGUUCCUCGAGCAUCAGCAAGUCGGAGACCUACGGGACGAGGGUGAUGUCGGCAGGGGAUCGGAUGGAGCUGAGAAGGCGGGCGUCGAGUCACGUGGCGAGUUUGUGCUCCCUCGGUGACAGAGGGGACGUGAUCCGACGCGUGUCCUCCUCCUUCCUCGCCAGACUGUUCCAGCUGCAGAGGAUGGCGAGGGAGGAGCACAUCCUGCAGCGCACGCGUGCUCUCCUGCUUGCACUUUCUGCCUGGAUGUCUGUGCUGGACCUCGCUGCCCUGGGGGGAGACGCUGACGCCCUGCUCACAGACCUUCUCUUCCUCUUCGACGGCAUCUCUGACAGCAUGCAGGAGGAGAAGCUAAACCUCUGGAAGGCUCUCACCUCCGUCCCUGGCAACCGCAAGACUUUCAUCCUCCUCCUCCUCCGCCUCCUCUCCUCUGGCAAGUUCGACCCGCAAGGCAACGACCGCGUCCUCAAGCAGGUUCACUGCGCAGCCGCUGGCGCAUGCGGCAGCUCGGGGAUCGAAGUGAUUCUCCUCCUCUGCGAUCUGCUCAGAGUUUCUCCCCAUCCCCUCUCCUCGCAAGCCCAGCUCAACCCUUCCUUGCACGUCAACGCUGCGUUUCUUGGGAAGCAGGAGGAGGAUGAGGAGGCAGACGUGGAGGAGGAGGAGACGAGCGGAGUGAAGAGAUCAUCAGUCAUCAUCCUGCUUGCCGGGAUCAUCAACAAGUUUGCUCGCUGCGAGCAGGAGGACUGGAACCUGCUGCGCGAGAAAUCAGCCAUUCUCCUUCACACCUGCGUGUGUGGCCUGCAGGACACGAGCAGCACCUGCCUGCAGUCCAGCUGCAAGUUUGUGCUGGUGUCGCUGAUGCGUAUCCUCAUGCGAUCGCCCUCCCCAAGGUCAAGUACUUCCAACUUGUUCCGCAUCGUCAGCCCUGAGGAGGAAGGAGACUGGUCGGGCGAAGAGAGGGGCAAGGGAGAGGACGGGCAGGAGGAAGUGAACAGGCACUCGGCCAUAGAGAGCAUCGCUUCAAGCGUUUUCGAAGCGAGCGCGGCAGGAGAAGGAGAUCUUCACUUGCUGGAAAGUUUCCUCGACCUGAAGCUCAACAGGGUCCUGGAAGCCGUUGGCAUGUCAGACUCCCUCGACCUCCGGCAGGCCUGGGCGCAGGAGGCGCUCAACUCUGCCGUGUGCUCGGGCAGAGAGGCUGACGGAGGGCUGCAGCUUUCCAAGAGCCUGACCAUCUUCCGGAGACUGCGAGCUGAGGUGCAGUGCCAGGACGUGCUGAGAAUGCUCAAGUUGCUCUCCUCCCUCCUCUCCCGCUCCCCAGGGAGCCUCCAGCAGCAGCUGGACUGCGUCAAGACUUUGCAGUUCAUGGCCAGCUCGAUGCCGAGCUCGAAGCUGCUUCUGGUCCCGGAGCUCUUCUGGUCCUCCAUCGCCCUCCUCUUCUCACUCAACGAGGAUGUGUACUGCUCUGGCGUCUCCCUCAUGCUCCAGAUCCUGCACAGCUACGACCUCAGAGACUCCUGCACGCAGAACAUCCUCUUCGCUCAUUCGCCGCAGGACUGGAACCCUCCUUACGAGGGCAUCAAGCCGCUCCUGCUCAAAGGUAUAUGCAGCGAGAAGAGCUACGACGCCUGCUCCCGCCUCCUCCUCAAAGUGAUGAACUUGUCCGGAGGGAUCCUCCUCGACACGACCCCUCGCCACUCCAUCCUCUGCGUGGUUGUCCAGCUCCCCAAGGUCCUGUCGGGUGACCAGCUGGGCUCCGAAGACAACAGGGAGACGAUGAACGAGCUCUCUAUCGCUUGCAAGAACCGAGGUUUUACCAGGUUGGCUGAUGUCUUAGCAAGAUUCCCUUCCUUCCAGGACCCUCGCGCCUUCAUCCAAGACCUCCGCGCUCCUCUCGCCUCCUCCAUCGCCACCGUCUCAGGGGCUGGGCGCAACAACUUCGAGAGCGAGGUGACGCACAUGCUCGUCGCGAUGCUCAACAAGGGCCCCGUGCGCAUGAGGAGAGCCUCCAUCAUGCUCGUCUCCAUGCUCCUCCAGGAGGGAACGUUCGCUCGAGCUGUUGAAGAGGCAAGGACGGAGCUGGGAAAUGCCUUGCUGAGCCAGACGAGUGGGGCCUACUCGCAGGAGGCAGAUGAAGCUCUCCUGACCCUGAUCGGCUCGUGA